CUUAUUAAGCAUCAAAUGAUCUCAAAAUUUAUAGUUCAAGUUCUAAACCCGCUUUCGGCAGUUACCCAGUUGGUUCCUCUUGGUCUCUCUCAGCCAAAACUCAAGAAGGCCACGAGGAAGGUCGUUGCAGGGGGUCGAAUGGUCAUGCUUUUGCCACGAACCCGUCUCUCAACCAUCAUUCUGGUACCUUCGACGUUGCAGUUUCAGCUUCGGUCUUCAGUGCCUCGUCUCUUUCUUUACAAGCUUGAUUCAUCCAUGCCUGAACUCGCACCAGGUAAAGUGGAGAUGGAUCAACUCAGAGAACAGAACCAGAAGGAGUCAACCGACUCUAAGGAUUCAAAACGGCUUUCAGGUCACAUAAUCCCUCACAUUCUCAACUUAUAUGGAUCUUCUGCAACACCCCGGGACUUUGAAAUCUAUGCUCCAAAUGCAACUUUCGAGGACCCACUUAUGUGUGCCCAUGGGGUGAACCAGAUCAAAUCUGCAUUCUAUUCCGUUUCAAAGGUCUUCAGUGAAUCAAAAAUUGUGGAUUAUAGCAUAGAAGAAAACGUAGUUGCACCUGGGAAAGGAGAGGUACUAAUUGACAACAAACAACAUUACAAGUUCUUGGGGAAGGACUUAGAUGUGAUUUCACUAAUCAAGCUACGUAUCGAAGAAGGGAAAGUGGUCCGCCAUGAAGAUUGGUGGGACAAGAAACCACUUUGGAACAGAGACACUGUUAAACUUCCAUUAGUUGGUCGAGUUUUAGAAAUGACCCGCAGGGGAUCAAUGCUAGCAACUCAUGUUAUGAUGGGAUUUGGAAAGGAUCCAAGUCUGUAACUGUUUUAUCAUGUGUCAAUGAGACAUGGACGAGUGAUGUUUCUCACUAAGUUUGUAAUUAUACUUUUCUUUCGUUAGUUUGUCUUCUCAUCUUUCAAAAAUAAUAGUGAAAGUAAACUUGUAAUGGAUGCAAUGCACUAAUUUGAAGAUAGGUCCUUCCUCCAUUCCCA
Molecule: messenger RNA, 989 nt
Organism: Nelumbo nucifera (sacred lotus)
Lineage: Eukaryota; Viridiplantae; Streptophyta; Magnoliopsida; Proteales; Nelumbonaceae
Product: Nuclear transport factor 2 (NTF2) family protein
Source: RefSeq, a predicted model, not a curated record